UGCCCAUCUUCCUCUACUUUAUAUGUGGGACACCUGCCACAGCAUGGCUUGAUAAAUGAUGGUGAGAACUGGAUUGAGGAUCAGUUAAUUAUAAAGCAGAAAACUCUUGAAGUGGGGAUACGACUGCAUGAAGGAUAUGAAUGUGAACAAAAAUGAGAGGGAGCCUGUGAAUGUGGACAAAACUUUGGUAAUAUCGCAAACCUUAUCCAACAGCCACAAACUCUUACUGAAAUCUCCAGUGUGUAACAUAUGUGGAAAAUUAUUCAGGCGGAACUCUUACCUUGCUCAGCAUGAAAAAAUCCACAGACAAGAGAAACCUUAUGAGUGUCAUGAAUGUGGAAAAGCCUUUGGCCACAGUUCAAACCUUUUUCAGCAUCAAAGAAUAUACUGAAGAGAAACCCUAUGAAUGUAGUGAGUGUGGGAAGACCUUCCGGCGCACCUCACACCUCACCCAGCAUCAGAUAAUUCAUACAGGAGAGAUGCCUUACAUGUGUAACGAAUGUGGAAAGGCUUUUGGUCGGAGCUCAAGUCUUCUUCGACAUCAGAGAAUCCACACUCGGGAGAAACCCUAUAAAUGUACUGCAUGUGGGAACGCCUUUAGUCAGAGCUCAAAUCUAAUAGAACAUCAGCGAGUUCACACCAAAGAGAGACCAUAUGAAUGUAAUGACUGUGGGGAAACUUACAGUCGUAACUCGCACCUUCUUGAGCAUCGGAGAGUCCGCACAGGGGAGGCUCCUUAUGAUUGUAAUGAGUGUGGGAAAUCUUUUAGUAGGAGUUCACUCCUUAUUAAACAUCAUAGAAUUCACACUGGAGAGAGACCCUAUGAAUGUCGUGAAUGUGGGAAGGCCUUUAGUCGGAACUCCCACCUUGUUCAGCAUCAGAAAACUUAGUGGAGUCAAACCCUUUGAAUGCAAAGAAUGUGGAAAAACCUUCAAGUGUAGUUCCUACCUUAUUGAUCAUCUGGGAAUCCAUACAAGGGAGAAACCAUGAAUGAAAUGAAGGGGGUCAAGCCUUUGAUCAGAGUUCACCUCUUAUUGAACAUCAGAGAACUUGCGCUGGCGAGACACCCUUUGGGUGCAGUGAGUGUGGACGGCCUUCAGUCCUAGUUCAACUCUUAUUCAGGCCCGAAAGUCUGCAUAGUGGACAAAUCUCAUGUGUGUGUUCAGUGUAUGAAAACCGUUAGGAGUUCUCGCUUUGUUCAGCAUCAGCAGCUUCACUUUGGAGGAAUGAUGGAUAAGGGAAGAGCCUCUUUUGUGUUGAGAGUCUACACGAAAGGGGCAUUAAUGCAGCACCACAGAGGUGAUGACUAAAGUGGAACCUUUCGCACUUCUUUUAUUUGAUAUGGAUGAUCUACAUCAGAGGGAGAUUCUAUGCUUUGCAUUUCAAAUCUCCAUAGACAUCCUUCGAAAAUGGGAUGAGUUAGGUCCAUUCCAGGGGAGAAAGAAUCAGAGAAUUCUGGAUUCAGACUCAUAGAUCAGGGAAGCAGUAGGGUGACCUUUGAACCCAAUAGCUUUCCUUCUGUCUCAUCUGUCCUGUUUGUUGUAACUGUAGAUGGAAAUGUCUCUUGGGUCUUCUCGGGCCAAUAUUUCGCUCCUCAGUGUCCUGCAGACUACCGAAUCUCUUUUUGUUUUAUAUGACAUAAAUGCACUUAAUAAAUGAGCAGAUUUUCUAAGCCAAAUAA
Equus caballus (horse) is the source of this 1681-nucleotide messenger RNA. Lineage: Eukaryota; Metazoa; Chordata; Mammalia; Perissodactyla; Equidae. The record is from RefSeq and is a predicted model, not a curated record.